ACGAAGAAAAAGACAACGAGGACACACGACCAACGGGGCUUGGCUGCAGUUUCCACAUAAGUUUUUAUUUUAAUUUCCACAAAGUAUUUACCUGAAAGAGAAUCUUUUUAUUUAAAUUGUAAUUAGUUCAUUAAAAUGUGUUUUAUUGUUUGAAGUAAUAAGUUGGUUAUAGCUAGAAAAAAUGACACAAUUUUUACCACCAAAUUUAUUAGCACUAUUUGCUCCGCGUGAUCCAAUACCAUAUUUACCACCAGUUAGCAAACUUCCGCAUGAAAAAAAGAAUGGAGGAUACCUCGGCGUCGGAUCUUUUCUCAAAUACUUUGAGGACCCGAAAGAUACACCACCACCGCUUAGAGUUGAGACACGGGAAGAACGUCUAGAACGUCGGAGACGUGAACGUGCUGAACAAGUUGCUUAUAAACUUGAGCAAGAAAUAGCGGUCUGGGAUCCAGCAGCUAUUCCUAAUGUUACUGCUGAUCCUUUUAAAACUUUAUUUGUUGCGCGAAUUAACUAUGAUACCUCUGAAUCAAAACUUAGAAGAGAAUUUGAAGUUUACGGGCCAGUUAAGAAGAUUGUUGUUAUCCACAACACAGUCAAUGGAAAACCAAGAGGGUACGCAUUCAUUGAGUAUGAACACGAAAGGGACAUGCACUCUGCGUAUAAACAUGCGGAUGGUAAGAAAAUAGAUGGCCGCAGAGUGUUGGUGGAUGUUGAACGUGCAAGAACGGUUAAAGGAUGGCUACCACGUAGACUUGGUGGUGGUCUUGGUGGUACACGUAGAGGAGGUCCUGAUGUCAAUAUCAAGCACUCUGGUAGGGAGGAUAACGAAAGGGAACGUGAGCGAUACCGAUUGGAACGAGAACGAGAAGCAUCUGGUCGUGGACUUGACCGUGAUCGUGAUCGUGACCGUAUGGACAGAGAGCGUAGAAGAUCGCGUGAACGUAAACGAAGAUCGCGUAGUAGAUCUCGCGAGCGUAAACGUAGACGUAGUCGCGACCGCGGUGCCGAGCCAGAGGUCGAGGAAAUACAGAGAGAAGAGCGGACUCGCGAUCGACGUGAGCGUGAUAGAGAUCGUUCGGACCGUGACAGAGACCGCAAACGCAGACGAUCGCGAAGCAACGAUCGCAGCGAUCGCGAUCGUGAUCGUGAACGUAAGAGAGAAAAGCGUGAUCGCGAACGCCGGGAUCGUAAGGACCGCGAACGCGUUCCUGACGAAGACACUAAAGAAAUUCGUGUCAAAGAAGAACCUAUUGACGAUUAUCCGGAGUAUAAUAAUACUUACUCAUCUACGACACCUUACUUUGCUCAAGUAAAGUAUGAAGACGACAAUGAAGUUGAAGAGAAGUAUAGAAUUCCAGAAAAUCGUAGUGAUCAACCUCCGUAUAAUUAUGAUUCUGUACCAGAAUAUCAUUAAUUUAUAGCUAAUAAUUAAUUAAUUAGUUAUAACAUUUCUGUAAAAUUAAUCUUGUUCUUUUUGUUCACCUUUUUUUAUUUUUUUUUUUUUUCUAAUUUAAAUCCUAAUUUUUCUCAUAUCCUCGCCAUAGAAAUUACAGAGAGUGACCAAUAAUCAAUUUUCGUUAUUACUGACUAUGUGUAUACAACGAUAAGUUAACUAAGGUAAUUCAAAUGUUUUCAAUGAAGCUACAUUUACUUUUUUAAUAUUAGUAUACUAAUUAAUAAAUUAACAAGACG
Cotesia glomerata is the source of this 1692-nucleotide messenger RNA. It is a transcript of the gene snRNP-U1-70K, whose product is annotated as U1 small nuclear ribonucleoprotein 70 kDa. The transcript is spliced from 7 exons. NCBI's taxonomy places the organism in Eukaryota, Metazoa, Arthropoda, Insecta, Hymenoptera, Braconidae. Gene Ontology annotation, biological process: mRNA splicing, via spliceosome. The coding region runs from base 182 to 1414 and encodes 410 amino acids. The record is from RefSeq and is a predicted model, not a curated record. Gene Ontology annotation, molecular function: U1 snRNA binding; mRNA binding. Gene Ontology annotation, cellular component: precatalytic spliceosome; U1 snRNP; U2-type prespliceosome.